CUGCAAUUAGAAAAAAUGUUAUGGGUAUGGAUCAUUUCCAUUGCAUUUUCCACAGGGCAUGCCUCAGGAUUGGUUCCCUCCUUCAGAAUUUUAGGAGGUUCCACUGUAAAAAUUGAGGAUUACCCCUAUAUGGUUUCCGUACAGUUGGUCUUGCGUGGUCAAAUGAAGCAUGUUUGCGGUGGCACCCUGAUAUCCCCUACAUCCGUCCUAACAGCAGCGCAUUGUUUCCCAGUACCCGGUUACUAUGUAGUCAAAGCUGGUGCUGCAAGUCUGAAGAGUCCCGAAGGAUGCCUGGUGCCCAUUACCAAAGUGAUAAUGCAUCCUAAAUACAGGCCUCUCAGCCAGGACUAUGACAUAGCUGUGGCCAAGCUUCGAAAACCUGUUAAACUGUCCAACAAGAUAAACAUAGCGAAGUUACCACCUCUCUCUAAAGACAUCCCAUUGGUUGAAGGCACUGUUCUGGGUUGGGGUGAGACCAGAUCUGGAUACGAUGGAAACACUGAUGCAUUGAGAGCUGUGGAUAUACCCAUCAUAGAUGAUAAGGAAUGUGUUCGAUCCUAUCCGAAAGGUUUGGUGACAGAUAGAAUGUUUUGCGCGAAAGUCGAUGAUGGUUCCAAGGAUUCCUGCAAGGGUGAUUCUGGUGGUCCUUUCAUCAUAAACGGCACCAUUUAUGGAAUAGUGUCAUGGGGGUUUGACUGUGGAAGUCCAGAAAAUCCAGGAGUUUACACGAGAGUCCCAUAUUUCUUCGAUUUCGUCAAUAACACUCUCACAGAGAAAAUAUCUCGUUUUAGUUGGAUCGACAGGUGGAUGAGGCAAUUUUUUCGAAAGUAUUGAUAUUGUAUAAAUAAAUAUAAGAUAUGGAAACAUAUGUUCUACAUCGUUUCAAUAGAGCAAGUUGCAGCA
Molecule: messenger RNA, 903 nt
Organism: Coccinella septempunctata (seven-spotted ladybird)
Lineage: Eukaryota; Metazoa; Arthropoda; Insecta; Coleoptera; Coccinellidae
Product: trypsin-2-like
Exons: 3
Coding region: 16-834 (272 amino acids)
Biological process (GO): proteolysis
Molecular function (GO): serine-type endopeptidase activity
Source: RefSeq, a predicted model, not a curated record